Molecule: messenger RNA, 545 nt
Organism: Paramecium pentaurelia
Lineage: Eukaryota; Ciliophora; Oligohymenophorea; Peniculida; Parameciidae
Source: the annotation of a GenBank genome assembly
AUGCAAGAUUAUGAUAAAUAAGUUUAAGAGAAUAUAAGAAUGGCAUAAUAAUUUAAAGAAGAGGGAAAUUAGUAUUAUAAAAAUUAGGAUUGGAAGAAAGCCUUAAUUUGUUAUCACAAAGUAUUUUUAUACAUCAAUGGUUUUAUAAGUAAAGAAGAUGAAUUUAAAUCAUAUUCUAAGGUAAAUUAAGAUGAUGUAUUUAUUAGGUUUAAUUAACAAGCUAAGAAUAGACCAAUGCCAUUCGAGAGUUGAAAUGUUUGACUUAUGGAAAUAUGGCUUAGGUCUAUAUAAAUUAAUAGAAAUAUAUAAAAGGAAAAGAAGCAGCUAUAAAUAGUUUAGAGAUUAAUAGAAAUAUUAAAGUUCUAUAUAGAUUAGCUAUUUGCAAUAUUGAAUUAAAUAAUCUGGAGGAAGCUAGAGUAUAAUUGUUGGAAGUGCAAAAAUCAGAUAAUAAAAUAGAUAUCAGUCCUUAAUUGAAAUAAAUAGAGAUUAAAGAAUCUAGCAAAAAUAAGUAGUUGGCUUAAGCUAUGAAAAAGUUGUUCAUUUGA